Molecule: messenger RNA, 1657 nt
Organism: Linum trigynum
Lineage: Eukaryota; Viridiplantae; Streptophyta; Magnoliopsida; Malpighiales; Linaceae
Source: the annotation of a GenBank genome assembly
UUUUUCAAUUUUAAGAUGGAUCAGGGUUUCUAAAAUCAUUCAUCCACGAGGAAAGAGUCCAGUCUUUAAGUAUUUGACAAGAUCCAAGGAUGAGCUCAUCAUGGAGGCAUUCCAGAAGAAGAUGGGUGAUGUUGAAGGAAAGUUGACCGGAUUCGAUGAAAAGCUAUCCGGGUUCAAUCAAAAGCUAGAAGGUGUCGACGAGGUAAAAAAUCAACUAAAUUUGCUGAUAGGGAUGAUGUCAGCAAAGAAGAAAGAGGUAGCAACCAAUGAUGAAGAAAUGUCAGUUUACAAUGACGAUAAUGGCAAGCCACAUAAUGGGGGCAAUUCGAGCAAGAAAUUCAUCAGUAUACCCAUAAACGAGAAGCUUGAUAAAGACAAAAUUGGAUCAUCAAAACUUGAUGACUCGCAAGGGAGACGGAAGUUAAAAGAAACUGUGAUCGAUGCCAUGUCAAGAGAAAAACUUGAACGACUCGAUGAACGAAUAAGAGCUAUAGAAGGAACGGAGUCAUACGGGCCCACAGAUGCAUCGCAAUUAUGUUUGGUCCCAAAUGUGAUGAUACCUCACAAAUUCAAAAUGCCAGAAUUUGAAAAGUACGAAGGUGCUACUUGCCCCAGAAGCCACAUGGUUAUGUAUUGCAACAAGAUGGCUAACCAUAUUCGGGAUGAAAAAUUGUUGAUACAUUGCUUCCAGAAUAGCUUAAGUGGUCCAGCUCUAAGAUGGUAUAUGCAACUCGAAAGAUCAAAGGUGAAGAGAUGGCAAGAUCUAGCUGAUGCAUUCUUCAGACACUAUAAGCAUAACCAAGAUUUAGCUCCAGACAGGGAGGACUUGCGUAAUAUGGAAAAACAAGAGAAAGAAUCCUUUCGUGAAUAUGCCCACAGAUGGCGAACAAAAGCCGUAGAUGUUCAACCUCCUCUAUCAGAGAAAGAAAUGGUGUCAAUCUUCUUCGACACACUCAAGCCUCCCUACUAUAACAACAUGGUAGGAAUUACCACGAAUAACUUUGUCGAUCUUUUGAUAAUCGGUGAAAGGAUAGAAAAAGGGAUCCGACAAGGCAAGAUGGAAAUACCAGAAGGCUCCGCGAGACUAAGCCAGAAAAAGAGAAAGGAAGAAGAGGUAUAUUCAUCCCACAAAGAAGCAAAAGAGAAAACACGAAAAAGCAAUUUUCAAAAUAAUCAAGCCCUCCCAUAUGUUGCAACUACCACACAAAUAUUGCAACCUCCAAACUUCAUGAAAUCAACUAUCCAAAAUCCCACACCAAUACCACGACAAGGUGCCAAUCGAGAUGUUAGUAUCACAAGGAAAGCAAAAAGGGUAUUUGACCCCAUCCCGGUCACGUAUACCGAACUCUUUCCUCGAUUACUCCAUGAUCAUCUAAUCACUCCUAUUCCGGGUGAGACUCUACAACCUCCAUUUCCAAGGUGGUAUAGGUUCGACAAGCAUUGCAAUUACCAUUCAGGAGUCCAAGGGCAUUCAAUGGAAAAUUGCAACGCUCUGAAGAUAAAUGUUCAAGACAUGGUGAACGCCGGAUGGUUGAAGUUUGAAUAAGAGGAGAUCGUUUACACGUUAACAACUGCCUACUGCAGACUCAUGGAAGUCAAUAAGCAUAACCCCAAAUAAAUAUCAGAUAGUUCGCCACAAUAAAGAUGUAUUACCUUU